AUGAAGUCAGCCACCUUCUCCCUUCUGCUGCUUAUCCUGCUGGGUGUGGCCUGGUGCGGAGACAGCCACAGCUGGGGUUCAGAUCUGCCAUCGCUGCAGAAGAGGGCAGGUGGUGCCGAGCAGUUUUCUCAGCCUGAAGCAGCAAGACAAGAAUUGUCAGCUGUCACAUCCAAGAACUACUACAAUAACCCACAGGGGAAUCCUACUUAUAACUGGCAAUACUAUACCAAGGCUACUACUGCCAAGGGAGCAGUCACACCUUCAUCGUCCUCGGCUUCCCGGGCACAACCUGGCCUUCUGAAGUGGCUGAAGUUUUGGUAGAAAAUUCCUUCUAGUCACAGCUGACCCUUCAUGAACACAGGUCUUCAGGGAGCUUGACUGUACUGACCCACAGUUCUCCUUACUGUGCCAGACCUACCUGGGUGUUGACACUCCAUCAUCCCACCUGGGGACCUGGUUUACCUGUCUUCGUCCUCCCCAUUCAGCUGUGGUGUCUGGAGACGAAUCAGCCUCGUUGGAUAACCAGCCAGUGUCUUCCCUUUGUCCUGUGUGCAGCUGGAAGUUCCUCCAACAACGCACUAGGAACUUCCUCCCUUCAAAUCUCCCUGUGAAAAUAAACAUGACUUCUUCAUUUUCCUUA
Myodes glareolus (Bank vole) is the source of this 640-nucleotide messenger RNA. The record is from RefSeq and is a predicted model, not a curated record. Lineage: Eukaryota; Metazoa; Chordata; Mammalia; Rodentia; Cricetidae.